Tribolium madens (black flour beetle) is the source of this 4888-nucleotide messenger RNA. RefSeq names its product alsin (gene Als2). The transcript has 8 exons. Bases 271 to 4776 code for a protein of 1501 amino acids. NCBI's taxonomy places the organism in Eukaryota, Metazoa, Arthropoda, Insecta, Coleoptera, Tenebrionidae. The record is from RefSeq and is a predicted model, not a curated record.
AUGGUGAAAUUAUUGAAAGGCUUUUUUAAUUUUUUGCAACACACAAAAUGGCCAUAUUUUGGCUUAAUGUUUAUAUAAAAGUGGUGUUCUUUCAGGUUCUUGUAUUUUUUGGUUAAAUGUUGAAUUUAUUGUGCUGUCUCAGUGGUGCUGUCAUUUUGACAAUCAGCUGAUCAGGAUGGGAAGGUGUGGUUUGAAUUAUUUAUUAGUGUUCCGGUGCUUCGUUUGAUUUCCUUCCUCAAUCCAUCCAAAAUUUUAGUACAAUUUAAGACAAUGGCCAAUAAUAUUCGUUUAUGGAACUUGACUCAAACUGUGGAAUUUCAGACUGACAUCAAAGAAAGUAUAAAAAAAAUAAGCAAUAUUGAUAACCACCUGUAUAUCCAAACAACAAGCAACUGUUUAUAUCAUGGAAUCGUACAAACAAGCGAAAAUUCCUCGUAUCUUUCCUUGGAUUAUUGCGAAGAUUGGAAAGUCAUAGAUUUAGAUUGCUGUAAGGAUAGUUUAUAUGUGGUAGACAUAGACGGAAAUGUGUAUAAAUGUACAAAAAACUUAGAAAAAUGUAGCGAAAUCUGUUUACUCGAAGACUACCAGUGUUCAAGGGGCCACACCGGCACCAAAUGUAAAAUGAAAGUGAGCAAAAUCGCAGUUGGCGAGUAUGGACUAUUGUUUGUAACAGACUGGGGCCACUUGUGGGCAAUGGGGCACAUGCCUCAAAUCGGAAUCAACUCGGAAACACCCAGAAAAGUAAUUUUUUUCAAUGGGAGGACAGUACAUAGCGCGAAUGUGGGCAACGACUUCGCUAUAGCCAUAGUUAGCAAACAAAUGAAAAGCGAUGAUACUGACAGCGAUGAAGAGGAUGUUUUUGUCUCAAAUUGCCCUCAAUGUUUAUCGGCAUCACAACUCACCUCGCCUGCCUCGCAAACCUCGAUCUCGGACAUGUGCCCCCUCGGGACUAAAAUCCAAGGCAGUUACGACAUUGAGACCACCUCGACGAGUAGUAAAAAUGACAGCAGUGUAAGCUCUGAUCGUCGAGCCGUUCUCACUGACGAUGAGGAAGAGAAACGUGACAAACAGAAAGUCGAAAAAAACAUCAUUUUCCGCAACACCGAAGCGGCGAAAGAAUUCCUUUCCAGACAGAUCUCGCGCAUGUCGUCGGCUGGAGAGGAGUACCUUGUCGAAUGCACCGAAAAACCCACUCGAAUUAUCAAAGAAAACAUGACAAACGUCGCUAGUUUCGUCUACGAAGGAGUGAAAACCGUCGGCGAUAAAGUCGUCACGUUGUCGCGACAUGUGAGCGGAAGCUCCGAUUGUAACAGUAUCGUCGACCCCAAUCCCGACUUGAGUGUCCCCCGGACGGCCUCCAAAGACGACGGGGUUUGCUCCUUAAGCCAAUGCACGUCCGAAAAAGACUUCAGCGAGAGCGAAGUCAAAGACAGAGUAGCGAGUAUUGUGAAAACUGGAUCAGAACUUAUCAACUGCGAGGUCUGGACUUGGGGAAAUAUCAUCCACGGCCAGUUAGGUAACGGUUGGUUUGAGUCUCACAAUUGCGAUAUUUCUCUCGCUCCAGAUUGUCGACAUUUGGAGCCGAAUGAUUGUUUAAAUAAUCCGAUUCGGCAGUUUUUACAUAAAUUUGUCGGGACACGGGGUGAGGGUGUGGAGAAGGCAACAGGAAUCGGCGACAUAAUCAAGCGCGAACGCCCCAUGAUCAUUACCAAACUAUCAAACAUAGGCGUUCGCAAAGUCUCCGUUCAAAAUUACCACGCCGCUGUGUUAACGCUAGAUGGCAGGGCAUACAUUUGGGGCCGAAACGACCACAAUCAAGUCACCAUGGACAGUAACAUGGAUCAAAGUUCGCCGAAAUUGUACAACACGAGUAAAGAAGACCGCGUCAAAGACGUGGUAUGUGGGGCUUUCUACACGGCCCUCUUGAAUCACAAUUUAAAUUUGAGUUAUUUCGGAAAAGGGGCUAGCAAGUGUGUGGAUUUAUACUGUUUUGAGGGCCACCAUGAAGUCAAGGAACCGAUCGUGUUGUUUAGAAAUUUAUUAUCGAGCAUGCAAUACACCGUCUUAAAUAUUGGUUCCAGUGGUGAUAAUUUUUUCGCGAAUUUUCUAUUGGACGAGCAGAAGUUUUUAGAAGAAAUGUUGAUAGUGCAGAGUACUGUAAUAAAGCCUCUACAAAAGAAGAACAUUAAUAUGGCUAAUACGGUCCUGUAUGAUGAGUUGUGUAAAAGUUACAUGGACUUAUUGUAUUUUUGGGCCGCUAAUGUGCAAUCUUUGCUCGAGCACAGUAACGGACUGAUCUCACUUUGUGAUAUUGUUAUUUUCCGAUAUUUGGACGAAUUUAUUUUCGUCUACAAGAACUACAUCAGUACGAUAUUUAACGUGAUUAGUAUCGACGGGUUUCUAAGCAUAUCAAAACUUAUAGAAAUCUCACCAAACUUGUACAAGCAGCGACCUGAUAGUUUCACUAAGAAAGAAAAAAACAAUGAGGAGAAUAUCAUUUCGACUUACCUCCUCGCUCCUCUCGACAAACUCGAAACCUACACCACGAUAUUCGAUAACUAUUCGAAACAGUUAACAUUUGUUCCGAAAUGGUCCGAUUUUGUCGAUGAGCAAGUCCACAAGAAGCACCAGGCCGAACAAACUCGAGCGUUUUGGUCGAAUUCUGGUAAAAUCGUUGAUCAUCUGAAGUCACCUGACCGGCGUCUGAUUCGCGACAGUCAUAAGUACCCCAUUCACCUGCAAAAUGCCAGUCGGUUCAGUUCGCACUGGUUCGUCCUGUUUUCGGACCUUUUCGUUCACAUGAACGGCUCCACGGCUCACUUGCACAACCUCACGACGAUCUGGAUUGAGCCCCAGCAGGACGAGGCUUCGCAACAGUACCAGAUCUGUCUUAAAAUGCCUGAAGAGACGCUCGUGUUGUGCACAAGCGAACCCGAAGCGAAGAUCGAGUGGUUUCACGCGUUACAAAACGCUAUCAAGGCGGCGAUGAAUAAAAGUGAAGCGUUGCAACCGCCGGCAGUACGAAAUGGGAGUUACGUUUUCAGGAGUAAUGGAUUUUUUAAGGAUGGGACGUAUACGGGGCGAUGGUCCAAUGGUAAGAUGCAAGGGAAUGGGAAAGUACACUGGAGCGAUGGGAAGGUGUACACUGGGCAAUUCUGUAAUAACCAGUUGUGUGGGUAUGGGGUGAUGGAGAUACCCAAUGUUGGGAUUUACGAAGGUCAAUGGAAAGACAACCAGCAGAACGGCUUUGGCGUCUUCACUUACAACAAUACUGACGUUUACAAAGGGCACUUUAAAGAUGGGCAACCCCAUGGACAUGGGUUCCUCCGUAAAGGUAAUUUCAUGGCCAACGCAGCAUCGUUCUACAUCGGCGAUUGGAUAAACGGAAUGAAAAACGGUUACGGCGUCAUGGAUGACAUCGCCAACGGCGAGAAAUACAUUGGUAACUGGAUGGACAACAAGAAGCACGGAAAUGGACUAAUAAUCACCUCUGAUGGUAUAUACUACGAAGGGAUUUUCAACCAGGACGUCCUAACGGGCCAAGGCGUGAUGAUUCUCGAGGAUGGUACUCGAUACGAAGGCGAGUUUCGUGGUACCGGAAUCCUGUACGGUAAAGGUACCCUCAUAUUACCUUCUGGACAUACCAUUGAGGGUAACUUGAGCGGAUCCUGGGACGAAGGUAUAAAAAUUUCCAACGGAACGUUUUUCCGAUCAUCGGAGAAAACUCCCUCGAAGACAUUCUGCACUUCCGUCCACCAAAAAUGGAAAGCUUUGUUCAAACAGUGCCACCAGAUUUUGGGAGUCCCCGAAAAAAACGGUGCAAAGUCACUCGACACGCAAAAAAUUUGGCAGAACGUCGCUGUGUACUUAUCAAACAGUAACUCAAUGAAAAGGACAAAAAAUGAUAAGAAGCUUCAUAAUUCAUUGAAUAACCUUGACAUAAUCCCGCCUUUUGGUCGGGAAAAACUCGACAUGGGGACCUACACCGAAGUUAAGAGUUAUUUAUCAAAGGCAUUCGAAAGCAAUUUCCAUCCGUUAGGAUCUCUCCUUACAGACGUAUCUGAAGCGUAUACCACGACGUACGGCGGACGGGCCCAUCCUCUCCUCCUUGGACACGCCAUAGCCGAGUUGCAUUAUGUUUGUAAAAGACUGUACGAAAUCGUCCGGUUUCUAUUCCCAGCCCUUCCCCCAUACGACAAAGAAUGCCUCGUCGAAAACGAAGAUUCCGAAGAGAUAAUCAAUUAUCAAUCCCUACUUUACCCACUCAUCUUACCCAAAGUCCAUCAUCCACUUUUUACCCUUUUUACCCUCAAAAACGAACAACAGGAACGACAGUACAAAAGAACGCUCAUGGAAUGGAACAAACAGUCAGACUAUGCAUUAAUGACAUUUCUUUCAGUGGACCAGAAAUUUUUUCAUUCGGAAGACCAACUUAUUACGUCGCAUAUUUUCGAAGAUGCAAUUGAGACUUUACAGCAGUUGAAAACUACAUUUUCGCCGACUGAAAAAUUGCUAGUGAUAAGACAGACAGUUGAAAAGAUGACACCAGUGGCACAGGAACUAUUAGGGGAGAAUUACGUGUGGAAUAUGGACGAUCUUUUUCCGAUUUUUUUAUUCGUAGUGGUGAGAGCGAGGAUACCCGAUUUGGGCUCGGAGCUCGAUUUCGUCGAUAAUUUUCUGGACCCGAGUUUGGAGAGUGGGGAAUUAGGCAUUAUGUACACUACAUUAAAAGCCAGUUACCAGCAAAUACUGCAAGAGAAAGUAUCCAGUUAUUAAAUCCUAGACUUUAUUUUUUUAAUAAAAAGGAAACGUUUUGUGAUAAAUAUUCUUGUUAUUAUUUUUAUAUAUUUUAUCUUAAGGUUUUAUUAAAGUGCAAACAUAUCAUGUA